Molecule: messenger RNA, 3906 nt
Organism: Schistocerca cancellata (South American locust)
Lineage: Eukaryota; Metazoa; Arthropoda; Insecta; Orthoptera; Acrididae
Gene: wrd
Product: serine/threonine-protein phosphatase 2A 56 kDa regulatory subunit gamma isoform
Exons: 12
Coding region: 238-2004 (588 amino acids)
Biological process (GO): signal transduction; protein dephosphorylation
Cellular component (GO): protein phosphatase type 2A complex; cytosol; nucleus
Molecular function (GO): protein phosphatase activator activity
Source: RefSeq, a predicted model, not a curated record
CGCAGUAAGGUGUCGGCCGCGGUCGCGAGUGCCAGCGGUGUGCAACGUGACGUUCAGUUCAGUGCCGAGACUGCGUCGUUCCGCCUGUCUGUGCGUCACGGCUGCGAGGCGGCGGCUCUGGCGUCGGCACGGGCACAGGCUGCCGGCGACAUGCGGCGGUAGCAGCAGCAGGGCGGAGGCCGAGAAGACGGCGGGGCCAUCGAUCCGCGGCCACGACCACGGCGACUGGAUGGUGCGAUGGUGCACAGUGAGGGCGGCCCCGGCACCAGGGCCAUGUUCUACCGCGACAACUCGACGUCGGCGCUCGGCCUGCCCAAGAGCCCCAGCUUCCACAGCGGCCUAGAUCUGGUGGCGGCGGCCGACCCGGGGGUGGCCGGAGGGGGGGACGGCGGUGGCGGCGUCGGGCUGCCCGGCGGGGCCGCCAUGGCCAAGGCCGGCGAGGCGCGCUCCGCCGCCGACGUGCUGGGCUACGGGCAGGCGAUGCCCAGGCAGCUGCCCCCGCUGCUAGAUGCACCUGCCAAUGAGAGGGAACAGCUGUUCAUACAAAAAAUCAGACAGUGCUGCGUGUUGUUUGAUUUUGUGUCGGACCCACUGUCUGACUUGAAAUGGAAAGAAGUGAAAAGGGCGGCACUCCACGAAAUGGUGGAGUACGUGAGCUCACAGAGGGGUGUCAUCACGGAUGCCAUCUACCCGGAAGCUGUCAACAUGUUUGCAGUGAAUCUGUUUCGGACGCUGCCACCUUCGAGUAAUCCCAACGGGGCAGAGUUUGAUCCUGAAGAGGACGAACCCACCCUGGAGGCAGCGUGGCCCCACUUGCAGCUCGUCUACGAGUUCUUCCUACGGUUCUUGGAGUCUCCAGACUUCCAGCCAAAUGUUGCAAAGAGAUACAUCGACCAGAAAUUUGUUUUACAGUUGUUGGAAUUAUUUGAUUCCGAAGAUCCUAGAGAGAGAGACUUUCUGAAGACAACUUUGCAUAGAAUUUAUGGAAAAUUUCUUGGACUUCGCUCAUAUAUAAGGAAGCAAAUAAACAACAUAUUUUACAGGUUUAUUUAUGAAACUGAGCAUCAUAAUGGCAUUGCAGAGUUGCUUGAAAUAUUGGGGAGCAUUAUCAACGGUUUUGCACUGCCUCUGAAGGAGGAGCACAAAAUCUUCCUGUUGAAGGUCCUGCUGCCUUUACACAAGGUGAAGUCGUUGUCUGUGUACCACCCACAGCUGGCCUACUGCGUGGUGCAGUUCCUGGAGAAGGACGCGUCCCUCACGGAGCCAGUCAUAAGGUCGCUCCUCAAGUUCUGGCCCAAGACACAUUCACCAAAGGAGGUAAUGUACCUGAAUGAAUUGGAAGAAAUUCUGGAUGUUAUUGAACCAGCAGAAUUUCAGAAAGUGAUGGAUCCAUUAUUUCGUCAACUAGCUAAAUGUGUUUCCAGCCCACAUUUCCAGGUGGCAGAACGGGCCCUUUAUUACUGGAACAACGAAUACAUUAUGUCUUUGAUAAAUGACAAUGCUGCUGUUAUACUUCCAAUCAUGUUUCCUUCUCUGUAUCGCAAUUCAAAAUCUCACUGGAACAAGACAAUACAUGGAUUAAUAUAUAAUGCUCUGAAGCUGUUCAUGGAGAUCAAUCAGAAACUUUUCGAUGAGUGUACACAGCAGUUCAAACAGGAAAGACUUAAGGAUAAAGAACGCCAGAAAGACAGAGAGGAAGCUUGGAGUCGCAUAGAGGAAUUGGCUAUGAGAAAUCCCGGAUAUGCACCGUCGAGAACAAACAGCAUUGCCAGCAGUAUGGAUGAAAUGUCUUCACCUCUUGGGGAAGGUGAAAUUGAAGAUGAUUUGUCUAUGGAAAAGCUCGAGCUGGAAGCGAGAGAGGUGAGGAAAACCUGCAACAAAGAGAAACCAUUACUCCGACGAAAAUCUGAACUUCCACAUGACACAUAUACUCUUAAAGCUCUUAUUGACCACAAGCGGGCUGACGAGUAUCUUCCGACGCCACCUGAUGUCAACAAGUGCUAAUGAAGGCAGUUUAGUAACAGACGUGUCUGACUCGGUGGAAGCAGCGCUUGAGGCGGAGCCAGAGGACGUUGAUACAUCCCUACACAAGUUCCGUCAAGCAGUUCAGCAAAAGUGAUAAUGCAGUUGGCUGUGCAAUUGCAAAAUGUAUUAAUAGCUGUUGCAGCUGAAAUAAUCCUCACAUUUACACUUUGAGUUGUUGCAGUUCAGUAAUUUAGGAGGAGCAUGAUUAUAAAGUGCUUUCCAGGAACAUUAGAAAAAUGAGUAUUUGGAGACUAACAGGCCUGAAAAAAUGGAGAACCUAGUCCUUGAAAAACUAUAGAUUUGCAGCGUUACCUCUGUAUAUAUCCUUGCAGGCAUUUUUCAACAAUCCAGAAAAAACAUGUUUAUAGUGCCAGGAAAGCUUAUGACUGUGGGUGUGCUAAGUUGACCAUAAAAUGUAGAUAACCUAUACAUAAUGUUUUUGUUAUUGUCUGAUUGUGCUGCCAGCGUAUUUUCAGUGUAAAUAAAGUGACUUAUUACUGCUGUAAGUCACUCUGUUUCACCGAUAUUAAUUUUCAUUUUAGAGGUGAUGCUUUUCUAUAUUGAAGGCAAUAAAGUUGGGAGAUACGCUGUGUAGGAAAUUCUGGUAAUACAAUUAAUUGCUUGGAAGAAACUGAAGGGAUGUGUGUGUGUGUGUGUGUGUGUGUGUGUGUGUGUGUGUGUGUGUGUGUGUGUGCGUGCGUGCGUGCGUGCGUGCGUGCGCGUGCGUGCGCGCGCGUGUGUUCGUGCGUGGGUGCGUGCGUGCGUGCACAUGCGCGCGCUCGUGAUGAGAGAGAGCUAAAUGCAGCUGAAAGUUUCAUAAAUUGUUAUAUAAGGUAACACUGCUUAUUAGUAUGGCAACAUCAUGAAGUUGUUUAGUUCAGGAAUGGCAGCAUUCCCUUGAACAUGGGAUAAUUGCAGAGCAUCUAGUGAUACAGAAUAUAGCUUAUUUCAAAAUACUUAAUGGGGUAGUCGAUAAUUGAGGAACUUCCAGAUUCAGCGUUUGGAUUUGCCAGUCUGACACAGUGAAUAAUGCAUACUGUUGGAAAAAUUGUACUUUUGUGGCCUUUCAAAGUUACGCUCAGAAGUGUUUUUGUGCUGUUAUUCUCAUCACUCAGUGGCCUUUGAAGCCGUACUUGGAAGCAGUCGUGAGCUUUGCACUCUUUAAUGCCUGUAAUACAUAAGUAUUGUUACCAAUAUAGAGAAUUAUUUUUAUCUUGUGUACAAUCCUUCCACGUGAUAUGUUGCGGCAUGUAUUUAUAAUGGCAAAAUACAACUUCAUAUCAUUGUUACUCUGAUCAAGCAUGAAUGUUGAUAUGUGAUUCAAGUUGGAUUGACCAUAGUGCCAUAGUUUCAUAUAAUUUGAGAGUAAAGUGUGUUUAUAUGGUGAGAUUGAUCACAAUUUCUGGGUAUUUUUAGUGGACUGAUUUUUGUGGAGCACAGAACUGUCAUUGAGCUAUAACUAAUAAUUAAUUACCUGGAAAGAGAAAGUUGACAGUGUGGCACUAAUGUAUGAAGUAAUAGUUGAGAUCGGAAGUUAGCUGUUUUUUGCAACACUGGGGAGAUGUAUGAGGCUUCCACCAUAUUUGGUUGAAGCAAUUAUUAUUUGUAGGGAAGAGAUGUUUCAUGAUAAUAAACCUAAAAUUAGAACCUAGUCAUUGAUGCCAUGUAGUAACUCUUGAAUGAAACACUGGUGGGUGCUGUUGAGAACUUUCAAUGUUAUCAAGUCUGUGAUAUUUCUGACUUGAAGAGUUUCCUUUCUGUCUGCAUGUUAUCGAACAGUGUUUUCAAGGAAACUUGUGUGUGACAAGGAUCUUUUACUGCAUGUACAUCCAAAAGCAUGGUAUUUUUUACUGAAAUAUUGAUGGAUGAUUAUAAAGGCAG